Molecule: messenger RNA, 1975 nt
Organism: Arachis ipaensis
Lineage: Eukaryota; Viridiplantae; Streptophyta; Magnoliopsida; Fabales; Fabaceae
Product: receptor-like protein 6
Molecular function (GO): protein binding
Source: RefSeq, a predicted model, not a curated record
AUGACUUACUACAAUACCACAUAUUGCACGCAGUUGAGUUGUGUAACAUAUUAUUUGGAAUCUAUAAAAGGAACGGAUAACAUAUUCUCAUAUGCAAAAAUUGAUAACAAUUUUCAAGGGCAUAUUCCUAUGUCUAUCUUUCAACUGAAAAGGCUCAAUUUACUUCAACUUUCCACAAACAAGUUCAAUGGCACCAUAAAAUUGAGUAUGAUUCGUCAAAGGCUACAAAAUUUGGCAACACUUGAUCUCUCACACAACAACUUGUCAGUUGUGGAUGACAAUGACAUUCCAUUUCCCAAGUUGAAUAAUUUCUGGUUGGCUUCAUGCAAGUUGGGUACAUUUCCUUCAUUUUUGAGAAAUCAAAGCACUUUGCUUUAUUUAGACUUAUCCAGCAACCAAAUUGAAGGAACCAUACCCAACUGGAUUUGGAGAUUUGAGUUUUUGGCCGCCUUGAAUCUUUCUCAGAAUUCUCUAACGGAUAUGGAAGGGCCUUUCCAAAAUCUGAGUUCAGCCAUGUUCCUGCUAGAUCUUCAUGACAAUCAAUUGCAAGGGCCAGCACACAUUUUCACCAAGAACAUGGUUUACUUGGACUACUCCAAUAAUAGAUUCAGUUCUAUACCAGCAAAAAUUGGUGACUCUAUUCCUUUCUCCAUUUAUAUAUUUUUAUCAGGCAACAAUUUUCAUGAAAAAAUCGAUGAGUCCAUUUGCAAUAUUUCAACUCUUAGAGUGCUUGAUCUUUCACAUAAUGGCUUCAUUGGCAACAUUCCUGAGUGCUUGACAACAAGGAAGAGUAGCUCCCUGAAACUUCUAACAUUGAUGUCUGACAAAGAUGAUGAUAUGUCAAGGUUUGACCAUUUAUCUUUUGAUAUUUAUGAUAACAAUACAAGUUCUGUGACUCUUGAGACUAUAACUACAAUUUACUCAAAGAAGAGUAAACUGAAGUUAGCUAAAGUUGUUUCUAUUGAGCCACUUUAUGUGGUGGAUCACUUGCUCUCUCAUGUCUACGGAGAGGUUUCAAGUCUUCGUAGGUAUGCGGAUUCAGUUACCAUUGUAAUCAAAGGUCAACAAAUGAAGUUGGAAAAGAUUCUCAUUGCAUUCACUUCAUUGGAUUUCUCAUCCAACCAAUUUGAAGGGCCAAUACCAGAAGAGAUCAUGAGUUUCAAAGCAUUGCAUGCUCUUAACUUGUCACACAAUGCAUUCUCAGGCCAUAUUCCUUCAACUUUGGGAAACUUGAGAAAUCUUGAAUCCUUAGACUUGUCAAUGAAUUCUCUGAGGGGAGAGAUUCCAACUGAACUUGCAAGCUUAUCUUUUCUUGCCAUCAUGAAUCUCUCCUAUAAUCAUCUUGUGGGGAGAAUUCCAACAGGCACUCAAAUUCAAUCGUUUGGAGCAAAUUCAUUUGUGGGAAAUGAAGCGUUAUGUGGACCUCCAUUGACACAAGGUUGUGGUGGAGAAGAGCAAGGGUUGUUACCAACAUCAUCUAAAACUACUAACUCUCAUAGUAGUAGUUCAGUUAAUUGGAGUUUGUUAAGUGUAGAGUUGGGAUUUACUUUUGGAUUUGGAAUAUUCAUGAUGCCACUGAUUUUGUGGAAGAAAUGGAGGUUGUGGUACUCCAAGAAAGUAGACGAAGCUCUAUACAAGAUUGUGCCUCAACUUGAUUUUGUAUAUGAACGUCGUGGUGGGAAGAGAUAUAGAUCUUUAAGAUGGAAGCCUUAUUGAUUGUUGUUGCACUUUAAUUUGUAUGAUGUAUGUAUGUUAUUGUUGUUUUCUUUUCUUUUCUUUUCUUUUUAUCUUCCUUUAAUUUGUGUGUGAUCAGUAUAAAAAUAAGAACUGUGUUAGUUAGGUUGAAGCUAGCCGUUGGUAGGUCGUAUGAGUUAUGACCAUGAUAGUUUUAUUUGAAGCUUUUCUUUUAGAGUUGGCCUCAGAGGUGAAGAGAGAUUGAUUACACGAAUGUUUAAUUUGCGUGUGUUAUAUAUUA